UGUUGCCUCUUCCUUGGACGGGGCUCGACUCUUGGGAGCCAUCCUGGUGCUUGCGUCAUAGCUGCCCUUAUGACAUCACAGGUCUGCCCCUGACUCUUUUCUCCCAUGCCAUGACUAGAGGAACACAGACCUGAGGGGAUUUGAACCAUCUACACCCAAUCCAUGUGGAACCAAUGGAGACAGACCAGCUUAAGACAGUUGAUGAAAACGCUGAAAAUAAGCCUCAGGAGAAUAAGGGGCUUAUGGAGAAAAGUUUACCCUCAGAACCAUCGCCGACAUUAAAGAAGGCAGAGGCUAAACAAGAGGAUGAAGCAGCAACAAAGGGAGUGGAUGAUGCUGAUAAGAGAUCAGGAGGAGUCACAAAACCCCAAAAGAAGCCUCCCGUGAGUGAUCCAGAAGCAGUAAAGAUCCAGGCCUGGUGGCGGGGCACCCUGGUGCGCAGGACGCUGCUGCACGCGGCGCUCAGAGUGUGGAUCAUUCAGGCCUGGUGGAGGGUCAAGCUGACGCAGCUGCAAGAGAGCAGGCGGCGGGCCGCUCUGGAGACCUUUACACGGAAGGAGUGGGCCGCAGUCAGGCUGCAGGCCUGGGUCCGCAUGUGGCGCAUCCGUCGGCGCUACUGCCGUCUGCUCAGUGCCGCCCGCAUCAUCCAGGCCUACUGGAGGUGCCGCCCCUGCACUUCCCGGGGUUUCAUCAAGGGCUACUACAGGGUCACAGCCAACCAGCUACAUCUUGAACUUGAGAUCUUGCUGGGCUCAGGGCCUUGCAUUGUGACGGAGUGUAUUCCCCUUCCAAUAAAGCAGUGAAGUGGUCU
Capra hircus (goat) is the source of this 811-nucleotide messenger RNA. It is a transcript of the gene IQCF1, whose product is annotated as IQ motif containing F1. The transcript has 4 exons. Lineage: Eukaryota; Metazoa; Chordata; Mammalia; Artiodactyla; Bovidae. The record is from RefSeq and is a predicted model, not a curated record. The coding region runs from base 174 to 803 and encodes 209 amino acids. Gene Ontology annotation, molecular function: calmodulin binding.